AUGCCUGCCACGGCCUGCUUUGCCAGCACUGUGCUCCCCGAGGUUUAUGUCGAGCCCAAGGCUGGCAUGAUCCGCAUCAUUGGACCCGUUGUCAGGGAUCUGCUCAAGCACAUUACCCGGCGGAUCCAUGAGGGCCCCCUUCUGGAAAUUCGCCAGGAGUCACGGGAGUCCGUUCUGGUCACUUUUCUUCAUGCCACCCACGCGAUGGCCUUCCUCCAUUCGUCCGAUGAAAUGGAGAAGACCUGUGGCUCCUCCCGCAUUGGACACGGGUACAAGAUCGAGAUGGUCGAGACCGCGGAUUGGAAGGAAGAACAUCUGCGCAUGAACCAGCCUCUACGUGAGCGCCGUCGCCUUUCCUUUGCGCGCAAGAAGAUGUUCUCCGAGGGCAUGAACCCUACCAGAUGGGAACACGACAUCCACCGCCUCGUUGGCUCCAUGAACAUCGACUUUCUCUUCGUAUUUAAUUCAGGUAAUGCCACUGUUGUUUUCAACAGCACCGCUGCCGCUCGCGUUGUCCAUGACGCGUUUCAACGGUGGAAGGACGUCCCCGGCGCCUACCAUGGGGUCUUGGUGUCGUACUCCUCCGACCCCUGCGAGAAGGAGCUGAUCCUCGUUCGCGAGGCACCGCGGUUAUCGUACAACCGCUACAAUCGUCGCAACGCUCACUGA
Molecule: messenger RNA, 669 nt
Organism: Penicilliopsis zonata CBS 506.65
Lineage: Eukaryota; Fungi; Ascomycota; Eurotiomycetes; Eurotiales; Aspergillaceae
Exons: 2
Coding region: 1-669 (222 amino acids)
Source: RefSeq, a predicted model, not a curated record